Molecule: messenger RNA, 1833 nt
Organism: Lactuca virosa
Lineage: Eukaryota; Viridiplantae; Streptophyta; Magnoliopsida; Asterales; Asteraceae
Source: the annotation of a GenBank genome assembly
AUGAAGAUCUCAUCCAGAUCAAUCCUCAGUCCAGCCAGGGCUGGGGCUGCUCGUGACCCACCGCCGCUUUCCCUCUCAAACUCCCACAGCCGUAGGCUCAGAAACAGUCGUAGCAUCAAAGGCGGCGCGUCUCCCGCAAUGUUCCCAGCCACCGGUAAAAAAAGAGGAAGCGGUUUCGAAAACCCAGAACCGUCUUCCCCUAAAGUUACCUGCAUUGGUCAGGUUAGGGUGAAGAGCAAGAAGAAGCACGCAAAAAAUCUGAGGAGUUUAUCGAGACGACGGAGCGCCGGCGAAGUUAGUUUCAGGAGAUUGGAGCAUUCCGGUAAUGGGUUUGGUAGUCAAAGUCAAAAUCUUGGUUCUAAUCAAGAGUGUUUACCAUUGCAGAGGAAUAAUCAGAGAUGGGUUCAUUUACCAUUGACGAUUUGUGAAGGUUUAAGAGCUUUUGGGUCUGAGGUUAGCUGUUUGUUUCCUUGCCGGUCUUCGUGUUCUUCAACGACGGCGAUGGAGAAAGAGGAAAAGAUGGUUGGGGAAAACAGACAGGGGUCUUGUGGUGCGGGGUUCGCACGGUGGUUGGUGGCAUUGCAGGAAGGAGAUGGAGGUGGAAGAGAUACCGGUGGUGGUGGUGGUGGCGAGAGAGAGGUUGAGUUAGUCGCCGGAUACGAUGAUGACGAGAAUGAGGAAAUUGAUGAGAUUGGUAUUAAGAAUUCAAGAAGACAUGUGUUCCAAGACUUGGAGAUUGUAAACAACAGCGUCUUGGGGACAAUCGAUGAAGCUAGGGUGAGUACUUGUGUACCACCUAAAAAUGCUUUGUUAUUGAUGAGAUGUAGAUCUGAUCCUAUGAAGAUGGAGGCUCUCACGAAUCGAUUCUGGGAACCAAAUAUGGAGAAAAACGAAGAGGAAGAAGAAGAUGAAGAUGAAGAAUCUUUUAAGAAUGAAGAGAAAAUUGAAGAGAGCGUAAUUCCUGAAAAUCUUCAGCCGGAGGAAGAAGAAACACACAUGGGUUUAAUUGAAGUUGGUAAUCAAGAACAUGAUGAUUUACAAGAGAAAGCAAUCGAUCAAGAAAAAACGGAAAAGAAAUUAGAACUGGAAAUGGAAAAGAAAGUUCAAGAAGAAGAAGUGGAAACAAAUCCAGAAAUGGAAACAAAACAGAGUAUUGAAGAAGAAGAAGAAGAAGAUAAUCAAGAACAGAGCAUAGAAACUAACGAAGAAGAAGAAGAAAGUAUGUAUCUUUGGUCUUUAUUUGAAGAAAAUACAGAUCAAAAUCAAGAACCUGAAGAAACAGAAGAAGAAGAAGAAGAAGAAGAAGAAGAAGAAGAAGUACAUUCUGAAAUGGAGGAUGCUCAAGAACAAUUAUCCGAAGAUGAAGAUAUUGAAGAAACCGAAGCAUGUGAGUCAAAUUCAGAAUUUGAAGAAGAAAACGAAGAGAUAAACAACAAGAGCAAAAGUUUGCCCGAAUGUUUGUUGCUAAUGAUGUAUGAGCCGAAGCUAUCAAUGGAGGUAUCAAAGGAGACAUGGGUGUGCAGUACAGACUUCAUUCGGCGACACUCCGGUAGAAAACCGCCGCCAGUGCCGCCGCCAAUCAAAUCAAUCGCCGGUGAAGAUGAAUCAAAAUGUCAGCCAGUUUUACAGCAACCAGCUCGAUAUUCAUGUUCAUCAAUGGCGACAAAGUUUGACCAGAAGUUAGUCAACACAAAUGGGUUCGAGCCAUUGAUUCUUACAAGAUGCAAGUCCGAGCCAAUGAAGCUGGCACCAGAAUCUUGUUUCUGGAAAAACAAGCUCGAGCCACCACGCCGAGCUUCAUUUGGCAUUGACGUGGCUGGUUUUGGAUUUUGA